UAGUUUGGUGGUCCAAAGCAAACUAUCAUCAGGAUAACAUAAUUUUUUAUUGUUAAUGAGUUGACUUCCUUACCGUGAACUCCAAGAGGAUUGCCUGGGAAGUCGGUAAGAGUGUUGAAAUGGACCGAGUCAAUUACAAUCGGACCCAUAAGAACAUCGAGAUGAGCAGGAUUUCCAGUCCGACAACUCAAGAAGUGAAAAGAGAACCACAAAGUCCGUUCUCGGUUCUUCGUCCAUGGAUUCCGAAGCUUGUGCUGUGCAGUUGCCCUCCAUUUCUAAAGCAGAAACGGACUCCGAAUCCUCAGAAUGUGCUCUUGUUAGCAAAGAUCGUGUCCCUGAACAAGUCCACCAGUUAUACUUUGUCAAGCUGCAUCCUUACGAGAACCCAUACUUGAUCAAAGCAGAGAAUCUCAUUCAGAAGCUGAACCAAGAACGUUUACAGAUUCACCAGACGAGAGAUGAAAAACUGAUGUAUCGAGAUAAAUUGCCUCAACGCUCGAAGCACACGCAUUAUUAUUACCCAGUUAGGAAUUGGACGAGGGACAGCUUUAAAUCACUGCAACUAUCUCUUGACAAGCUCACUUUUGCUAACAACUCGAGCCGUGGAAGAGCCAUCAAACCCAGCUCAACAGUGAAAGAGAUAGAUAAACAUAGCUUGCACUUUGGGUUGCUACAUGGGAACCAGAGCUUGGGAGAGGAAGGACGGAUUCUGAGAAAGAUAAAGGAAGCAGAAGAGAUACCAGAAGAUACAUCUGUCAGAGAUUGUGAUGAUAAAAUUCGUAAGUUGAGCAGACGGAUGCAUUGGGGGCUAAACAUCAAAGCAGAUGAAAAGGAGCAAAUCUUCAGAGAAAUUGAAAAGAUAGAGCGGGCAAGAGCGGCAGCCAUUGAAAGCGCUACUGCCAUUGCAGCUUUGAAUGGAAAGAUGUGGCAGUCGCUGGGCUCAAAGGAAGACAUAAUACAGCAAAUCAAAACGAUUGGUGACGAACUGGAUAAGGAGAGGGCAGCACAUUUGAACUCCAAAAGGAAAGCCGUCCUUCUCGAGAAAGAACGGGAGGCUGUGGAGAAUGAUUUAGUUCGUUUGGAGAAUCGACUGACUCACACGGGACGACUGAAAAAUGAAGCCGCAGAAUGCAUUUCCAAGUGGAGGAUUGAGCACAGAGAAAAGAAUUUCAGCUACAACAACUACGUUGAGCUAAUGAUGAAUGCCCGAGAACUUGCUCAAAGGAAAGAACUCUCAGCCGUGCAAAAGUUAUCUUCCGAUGAGGUCGAGAAAUUCAUGUGGCAAUGGAACAAUAACAAAGCUUUCCGGGACGAAUACCGAAGGAGGACUGCAGAGUCACUGAACAAGCGGAGCUUGACCAUAGACGGCCGGAGAAGGGACCGAGACGAGAAACCGAUUUUCGUGAAUGACCGGUCAAUCAAGAUAUCAAAGAGACUCAACAAAGCAUUACAUGAGGUCUAGAAAGGAGGACCGAAAGCACCCGGAGAACUCCUCAAGUACCAAUCAGAAUCAGGAAAUUUGCUUUUCUCAUACACGGCAACGUCGUGCCGUGUCAGAAGGUGUCCUAAGAUUUUCCAUUUCAUCAUCUUGGUGAGAACGACAACAUCGACCGAGAGAAAUCUACAAAUGAGCGAUUGAAAA
Punica granatum (pomegranate) is the source of this 1642-nucleotide messenger RNA. NCBI's taxonomy places the organism in Eukaryota, Viridiplantae, Streptophyta, Magnoliopsida, Myrtales, Lythraceae. The record is from RefSeq and is a predicted model, not a curated record.